AUGUCAACCUUACAAAAAUACAAAAUGGCCGAAACUCGUUGGACUGCGACAGACGUCCCGUGAAAUAUGCCUUUUGUGGUACGGUAAUAACUGUAAAUAAACAUUAAAGUGCAAGUGUUGUGUUUCCCUCAGUGUCCCGGGCUUGUGCAUGUCGUGUGUACCUAUGUGUUAACAUUGUGAUAAGGUAAAAAUAGAGAAGUUUUUGUGCAGUGUUUUGUGUCUUGUUUUCACGGAGAUCAUCACUUUGCCGUCUGUUUUGGAUUUAUGUUUGCUUGGCCACGGUGAUGCUGGGCGGGGCGGGCGGGGCGGUGUCGCCUGCGGGCGAGGACCUGCUCACCGUCACCGUCGUCAGGGACGAACACGGAUAUGGGAUGAAGGUUUCAGGUGACAACCCGGUGUAUGUCCAAUCGGUAAAAGAGCAUGGCGCCGCGUGGCGCGCCGGCCUGCGAUCCGGUGACAGGAUCCUGAGGGUGGAUUCCAUACCAGUGCACCAACACACGCAUCAGCAAGUCGUGCAUAUGAUACGAGCCAACCCCAGCACCGUGCUAACAGUACAACAGAACAGUUCGCGACACAAAACGCCCAUCACAGGACCUGUCCCAGUAAAUUCAGAGAAGCAGCGUCAAUUGGAGGUUUCAAAGGCGCACACUGUCCGAUUGAUGCUGGAACAGGAACAGAAGUACAUCAGGGAUCUUAGAAAUGAACUACUAAAAGUACCAGAUGUCAGGAAGCAAGCGCAGCUAGAAUCAGCAGAGCAACGGUGUUCCACCCUACAACAUGAGAUUGACACCAUCAUCGCUUCACAGCCGGAAGCAGUGCAACCACCUUCAACGCCAAAACUCGCGCGAGCAAAGGACGGCCUUCAAAACACGGGGUUCCUAAGCGGUUUACCACGCUCCCUUAGCAACCUAACCGGACAGAGCCUAAGAAACCUCCGUCAAGCGAGACAGAAGCAAGAAACCACCCCAUUAGUCCGACAGAAUUCAGACGAAACCAAUAACAAACGACGCCACGUACACAACAAUACAGUGCCAAUGGUCCCCACAACUUGUCUGGAUAACAGCCCACCUCCAUUACCACCGAGAUCGAUAGAACGACCACCGAAGAGAAUACCUCUGAGUCCGAACAGUCCACCAAUAAACCCACUAGCUAUCCAGAAACCUUGUACAUCAUCACCACAUAAGCAAUACUACAAGAAGCCAUACCCAAUGCACCAAUCAAUGCCACCAUAUAGAGAGGAGAAAUUCAGGAGGUCAUCACAUUCCUUGGAUGGAGAGUUGGAAGGGCCUCAACCGAAUUCAAUCGCAUUGCAAAUGAACUAUCCCUUGGUUAACGUACCUCCGCCUCCAUUGCAGACAGACAAUCGAAGCGGAGUACCAGUGCUUCAUGUCCGGAGUCAGUCAUCCCCUGAACAUUUGGACCAUGAGUUACCAAGGAGGCUUGUGUUUGCAGAUCAGAGUUGUUUGACGCACGCGGGAGAGAAGGAGGCGUGGUCCCGCGGAACCCCGCCCCCCGGCACGCCCCCGCCGCCCUACCCGCACCCCGCACAUCCCGCCAUGAGGGCACAGCCGUGCGCGGACCCUCAGAGAGCCAUAAUAUCAAUGGAAGAAGAUGACUCGCCCGCGUCGGACAACUCCACAUACUCGGGUUUAUUCUCGAAUCUUCGUUCAGUUCGAGAGUCUAAAGCGAGAACGGCUGUGCUCAUCAACUGGUUGUUGGGAGAACGAAGAUGCGCGUGCGCAAGUCUGCUGCUAGUACUAACGGAUUCGUAUCGGUCCGCCGCGGGCGUCACCACACACACUCUAAGGCGCUGGGCAUACGAGAUACAAUCCACCUUCCUUAUGCCCAAUGCGGUAUUACAAUUGAAUGGCGUGGAUGAAAACAUGGCGAAUGAAAUCGAGCAUGUUUUAGUUAAUGAAUACGAUAAAGAAGAACUAUUACGGAACGUGUUUCGGAAAGCUCGACGGCAGGCCAAAGACGAGCUGGCGAGGCAACUCAGUGAGUUCCAGGUUAAGAGACAAGUGGGACUUGGCACGUUAUAUGGACCCGAGGAUGCUGUGCUGGAGAGAUGCGAUGUGGACAAAGCACAGGAACUGGUGGUGGUGGAGCGUCUGAUGUGCCAGCGCCUCAGCGCCGUGGCCAGCUCGGGAUGCGGGGGAUGCGGAGGCGCCUCGUCGCCUGAGGCUCAUAAUGCUUUGGUUGCUGCGUUGGUUGCCGCCGCGCUGUGCUUGCAUUGCCGACCGUCUUCGGUAGCGGCGGCGGCGGGGGGCGCCCGCGCGUCCUUUUUACAACGCGACAAGCCGUACAAGCAACGCCUCAAGCAGAUCGCCAAGCAAAACCCCCAACCCUUCGUGGUUCGCGGCCACCACCUGCAGCUGCAAGCGCUGACGUCAGUGAACCACUGCCACCACUGCGACCUCGUUAUAGAAGGCUUAGCGCCGCAGGCAUAUGUUUGCGCAGACUGUAAACUACGGGUCCACCGGCACUGCGCCCGCGCAGUGGACGAGGGCUGCUGCUUGGACGGUGAGCACCACAACAACAGGAUAUCCAGGUUCAUGGAGAGGAUACACCCUAACCAGCCCAUCGGAUUGGACUCAAGUGACAAGAAAUCGAGGAAGUCAUCGGGCACCGCAAAUUUUCUAAACAUGGAACGGAGUUUUCGUAAAAUGGAAGAUGAAUCGCCGUGGGACCAUACGUUGACGCCUGCCGCAUUCCAAGGAGAUUCAAGGAGAGAAGGGUCUACCGACGAGCCCUCUGCCCCGGACGUGGACGUCGACACUAGCGACGCCACCGCCAAGGAGCCAGAGAAGGAAACUAACUGGAAGGGCGCGAGCGCGGGCGCGCGCGGCGUGAACCGCGCCGAGAGCUGCCGCGAGCGCGACGCGCCUCGCCGCGGCAAGCACCGCAACGCUUCCGACCCCAACCGCCUCACCGCGCACCACAACCAUGACCUGGAGCCGGGCGCGGUGACUGCCCCGUCGGGCAGCUCGAGCAGUUCGAGCUUGUCUUCUAGAAGUAACGAGAGCAACACCGUCGCCGCGGACCAGCAAGCCUCGCAGUCCGACUGGUCGGAAGAGGAGGAACCUCUGGCCGCGCAGUGGUCGGACAGCUUGCCGACGCUUGUGCGCGAGUCCAUCGUCCUAUCGGCUAGGAUCCGGAAACGACAAGAAGUCAUACACGAGCUAAUCGUCUCCGAAGGCUCCCACGUCCGUUGGCUCAAGGUUCUCGGAGUGGACUUCCUCAAGCCUCUGGAGAGGCAGCCCUCCCUCUUGCCGGCUGAAGAGCUUCGCGCCCUCUUCCCUAACCUCCCAGGAGUGAGGGAGAGGCACGCGAGGCUAUACGCGGAGUUGAGGAGUGUGAGGAGUGAAGCACCCAACCACGUGGUGCAAAUACGACCAGUUGCUGACGCCAUGUUGAAUACCCUCGGCGACUCCGGUUACGCUACUUGCCUAUCCAAGUUCUGUCGAGGACAGCGCAUGGCAUUGGACUCCCUCCGAGAGAGAAGAAGGAAGAACAAGGAACUACACCAGUUCCUAGCGGGAAGGGAACAAUUGCCCAGAUGUGGGCGAUUGCAGUUACGAGAUUUACUCGCUUGCGUGUGGCAAAGGCUAACAAAGUACCAGCUCUUAUUAGAGAGUAUACUCAAGACAGUCGCAGAAGACGUGUGUGAGAAUGAAGAAGUCGACAGUGUAGACGACAUCGCUCAGCUGAAAAAGGCUUUGAAUGUGGCUAAGGAUGUGCUGCAUAGUGUUGACACGGCCAUACGGACUGCAGAAAAUGAGCAUCGGUUGCGCUCAAUCCAGAACAAGCUGGAAGUCCGCAUCCCAGGCGGAGUAGGGGGGAGUGGAGGGGAGUUCGACGAGUUACGGAGGCUGGAUCUGACGUCGCAUUCGCUGCGGCACGAGGGUGAACUGUCCCUGAGGACUGAUACUAAGAAGAUAAGCGUGCUGGCCCUGAUGCUGGAAGACAGCCUGGUGCUGUUACAACGGGAGGGGGACAAGUUCGUGCUGCGACCGCUCGCGCAACCUUCGCACGCGGCGCUGCUGUCACCGCUCAUCAAGUGGGACAAGGUUCUAUUCCGGCCUAACGCGGCGGUACGCAACACGUUUUUCCUGAUGAACAUCAACGGUAUUCAGAUGCAUGAACUCUCUGCUAACACCACUAAUGAAUACCUCACAUGGGUAAAGCACAUACAAGAGUCGCCACUGGCGCGCCUCGCGGAAACCAAGCCCAGUCUCACGCCCUCGCACCAACAUACAAGAUCUACUGAUGAUUCAGGUAUUAACGUAUCUCGAAAUCCAUCGGACGCGUCUGAAAAGUCGACCACCUCGAGUGUUCCGCCCGAAGAACCGUGCGAGAGUGAACGGGACAGAGCAUCGCUAGAGCGAGACGACGCUAGUAACAUCAGUGAACGCGACAAGCAGUCGUUGGAAAGAGAGGAGGAGAACGAUAGGGACGCAAGAUCCGCGUCUGUCGAUAAAGAGGAAAAUGGCGACGAUAGGAUCAAGCAAUCCCGCGCGACAGUGGGGCGAAUCUCAACGCAUGGCGGCGACGCCUUGCCGGCUUUGGAGACGAGUGCAGCCGUGGUGGUGUCACCCCCGACCGGUGCCGUGCACACCGCGCAACGAGUGUUUUCGCACCAAGAACGGUUGCGCCGCUUGGACGAGGCCAUAAGUCGUGCAUUGCGCGCGAAGAGCGCGGUCGUGGCGGAACUGUUGGGCGUGCCUCCCAAUAGCUUCACUCACCUUGCGGAGUUGGCCAUCGCCGACACUAUGGGACAAGUCGACAUUUGCGGUGGUCUACUACCGAGCGAGACCGAGAGCGCGCCGGACCUGCAUCAACUGCUGUUAGCUGCGCAGGCGCAGGCUAAUCAGCUGACGGAGAGCCUGAGCGGAGCCCUAGCGCUGAGCGAAGCGAGCGCGGUGGCGGCGCGGAGCGGCCGCUGCGACUCCUGCCGCAGGCCCCGACACACGAUUGAGGAAUCAAACGAGCAACCGACCGAAGUUAACAAAUCCAUAGAAGAGACAGACAGACAAGAAAGAGUCAGAGAUAAACUGGAGGGCGCGGAGGCCGACGCGUCCUACGACUUGUUGGCGGAUCUGUCGGCCAACGAACCACACAUAGACUCUGGGUUAGACGGUGAGGCGGGCGAGGCUAGAGCCGCGCGGCUCGCGAGUCGCCUAGUGGGCGGCGUUUGCGGCAUUCAGGCGGCCCUCGCGUCCAUGCUCGCGGCCCUACCUGCUCUGGAGACGGAGAGGCGCGGCUUGCGAGCCGAAGUCGCUGCUUUGAGGGAGCGAGUCGACGCGUUAAGGCAUCGGCACGAUUACCAAAUGACGGAGGAGAUUUUCCCCAAAGGCGUGGACCCGUCGAUACAGGACCAACCAAGUAACGGGGGUUGAUGUGACUUCAUGCCGUUAGUCUUAAAUCGAACUGAGGACACCGGGCCUGAGCCGCGCCACCACUGAGACAUCGCGACCUAUAUGACGUCACUCAACUAAUCAAACUUGACGAAAACGCGCAUUUUUUUCCAAAAAAUCGACCUAUAUUUUCGUAGAAAGUUUUAUCAAAAUCGAUUUAGCAUUUUUUUUUUGUUUUCAUAAAAUCAAUCGAGUAAAGAUACCGUACUAAUAUAAUGCUGUGUAUAUUUUGUAAUUUGUAAUCAUUAUCUGUUACCUUGUCAUUAUGUUUGUAAGUAAAAAUCAAUUGUUAGUAAUAUUAAUAAAGUAAUAGUUUUUCUUCUUUAAUUUUAAUAUUCCAUGUAUAAGAUUAAACUUCAUGUGAUUGCUUGUGUAUAAAAUAUUUUUUUUUUGCGUAACAGUUUAUAUAACAAAUAUAUAUUACAUAAUUUAAUUGUAAAUAAUUGUACGUUAUAUUAUAUUAUGUCGGUAUAGUGGCAUCGGUUUUUGGAAUAAAAAGUAUUAUUUUGACAAUAUUUAUACACAAAAAGUUUGCUUGAAAUUGUUAUAUUAAAGUAUCUAUCAAUUACAUUGUAACAAGUGGCCCAUAUAUUACAAAAAAAAAUACACAAAUUAGUUCUUGUCAAAAAAAUAUUUUUUUAUAAUAAUAAAAAUUUGUAUUUUUUUCUUACAAAAAUCAGAAUUUUUAUUUUAAGUCUGAAUAUAUUUUCAUAUUUUUCUCCCUCGAAUCGGUAUUUUAUUUAUUUUGAUUUAACUUUUUUCUUUUACUAAGAUAAAACAAAACUAAUGUAUGGGCUUACUUUAAUUCCGCGCGCGUUGUACAAACACAGACAAAUGUCGAUAUGUUUAUUAUAGUUAAGAUUUAGAGAUGUAUAAUAGAUCACCACCCCACACCAAGUGCCCAGAGAACUAGUACCUUGCAAAUGCCAUAUUAUUUGACGUGUGUAAGUUGCAUAAGCUGUUUAAUUUAUAUACGUUUUGACAGGUCCAGCGACAUUGAUUGUUGCUACGAAAUGGAUGGGUGAUCGAUUUUUUAACUCACUUUUUCCAAUGUAUACCAUUUUAUAUAUAACUAGGUAAUGCUCGCGACUUUGUCCGCGUGGAUUUAAGUUAAAUCCAGUGGGAACUCAAACUAACAAUCAAACACACUUUCGCAUUUAAAAUAUGGGUAGUGAUAUUUAAUUAUAAUAGGAAUUGAAUUAUUCCCCGUAGAUACGUAUUGAAAAUACGUUCAUUUAUAUUAUUGUAUUUAUAUAAAUAUAUUAUAAAGCUUUGUAUAUAUAAAAUGUAUACAUUAGAAAUGAUUAUACCUAAGCAUUAUAUUAUAUAGACUAAUAAACAUUGCCAUUGUAACUGUGUUUUUGAAAAAUAUACUGUAACCACCUUUCCAUAGGGGUCUUUUUGCUAUCAAAAAACAACAUCAUAAAAAAAAUAAUUUUGAUUUACUAAUUGAAUUACUUUCAAUUACAUUUUACAAUUAACCAACUAAUUGGUUACAUUAUUUGAAUCAUUAUAUUUUGUUUUUCAUAACUUAUUAAUUAAACUUCAAGAUACAAUUUAAAACCAAUUAAUUGGUUAAAUUAUUAUAUAGAUAAACUCUGUUACAUUACUCCGUAUUGGACAAUAAGCGAUUAUUAAUAAAAUUCAAAUUUGAAAUAUUUGAAAAGAGAUGUUAUAAGGAAAUUAAGUUUAUUUUUGCACGUUAAAUUGAAAAAUAGACGUUCGAAACUAUUUUUAAUAAACAUGAUUUAUUUGGUGAACCCAUUAAUUGGUUAACUUCCGUUAAAUAUCAUGAGGACCUCUAAUGAAUGUCAUUUAACGUAAAGAAUACGUAGUCUAUAUAUUUUGUAUCGUAGGCUAGAAUUUAGACCAAAAGAACCCAUCCAAGUAUACAUAUAAUAUGUGAUGUUAUAGCACGAACUUUUGCGAUGCGAUUUAUUGUAAAUAAACGUAUUUACAGGAUUUGAUGGAGCUCCUAUCGGCUCGAAUGUAGAACAGAAACCUUAAAUUAUUAUUGCUAUAUAUGUAUAAUCGGUUAUUUAAUAAUGGUACGUGUAUGUAUUUAACGGGGUGUAUGAAGCGUUUAAUAAAUUAUUCAAUUAAUUGGUUAACUGUAAUUACAACAAGAUAAUUAUACCCCACAACAACUCUCAGAUGACGUAGACAAAUGAUGGGAAUCAAAAACUGGGAAGACCAUUUGAACCAAGGCCAAUAGGCUACUACCUUCCAAAAAUGAUUCUCGGUCAACCGGAAGUACCCUAUAGGAUUUCUUGACAGACAUACUGACAACAAAGUGAUCCUAUAAGGGUUCCUUUUUUCCUUUUGAACCCUAAAAAUCAAACGGCCAAUUUGAAUGUCAGUAUGUGGGUGAAGUAAUUACAUUAGAAGAUAUUUGUUUGACAUAUUUAUUUGAUCUGGAUUUUAAUUCUUAGGAGAAUCCUUAUGUGGUCGAUUAAUAAAUUAAAACUGGAUUACUAUUUUUGUUACUGAGUAGCUAUUCACCUAUAUUUUUUAAACACUUUAUUAAAUUCAUGUAAGUAGUUUUUUUCUAUAUACUUAUAUCUUCAUAUGCCCCAAACUUUUUAUAAAAUUAUUAUAUAAAGUAUUGGAUAUACCUACUCCGUCGCUUCCUAGCUUCCGUACGACAGGAUUACUGUAACAAAUAGAUAGUUGUAUCAAUAAAAACCGUUACAAAGA
Messenger RNA from Maniola jurtina (meadow brown), 8114 nucleotides. It is a transcript of the gene RhoGEF2, whose product is annotated as rho guanine nucleotide exchange factor 11. Lineage: Eukaryota; Metazoa; Arthropoda; Insecta; Lepidoptera; Nymphalidae. The coding region runs from base 285 to 5399 and encodes 1704 amino acids. Gene Ontology annotation, biological process: G protein-coupled receptor signaling pathway. Gene Ontology annotation, molecular function: G protein-coupled receptor binding; guanyl-nucleotide exchange factor activity. The transcript has 40 exons. The record is from RefSeq and is a predicted model, not a curated record. Gene Ontology annotation, cellular component: cytoplasm.